Messenger RNA from Betta splendens (Siamese fighting fish), 1573 nucleotides. RefSeq lists its product as uncharacterized. Gene Ontology annotation, molecular function: D-serine ammonia-lyase activity. The record is from RefSeq and is a predicted model, not a curated record. The transcript has 10 exons. Bases 158 to 1270 code for a protein of 370 amino acids. NCBI's taxonomy places the organism in Eukaryota, Metazoa, Chordata, Actinopteri, Anabantiformes, Osphronemidae. Gene Ontology annotation, biological process: D-serine catabolic process.
UUUAUUGGUCGCGUACGGCGUCAAUCAAAGCAAAGAGCAAAACUUGGUGCGCUGGCCGGAUCUUGUGCAGAGGUUUGGCCAAUCAGGAACACCGUAAGGAACUCAGUUACACGACCUAAACUUGCUUCUUUGACGAGAAUCACGCAAAAUUGUUGUCAUGGAAGGAGACCCCCUGUCAGCUCUAUGCACCCCCGCUCUUGUCGUGGAUGUGGACAAAGUGAAGAGAAAUGCCAACAGGAUGAUUGAACGCUUUGAGAAACUAGGAGUCCAGCUUCGCCCACACAUGAAGACCCAUAAAACCCUUGAGUGUGCUGACAUAAUGACGGGCGGAUCACGAAGGAGCAUUGUGGUUUCCACUCUGGCAGAGGCCAGUUUUUAUGCUGACCAUGGAUUUGAUGACAUCCUCUAUGCUUACUCCCUUCCUUUUGAUAAGAUAGAGCGUUGUGCUGCCCUUUCAGAAAGGCUGGAGCUCUUCCAGGUUUUAUUGGAUCACCCCGAUGCACUGGAGCAGCUCAAAAGUAGGCCACUGAGAGACGGUCGACUGUGGCACGUCUGGUUAAAACUUGACUGUGGCAAUGGCAGAGCUGGCAUCCUGCAUUCACAACCAGAGGCGCUCAGAUUGGCUCAAGCUAUCGAAGGGGCAGAGGGUGUGCAGCUGACAGGAGUGUACGCUCACUGUGGGAAUACCUAUAGCUGCAAAGGAGUGGAGCAAAUUCAGACUGUCGCUCAGGAAACCACCAACUUGAUUCUGCAAUUCAUGGAGAAACUCAAGUCUGUUGGGAUCACCUGUAAAUCCAGCAUUGGCUCCACUCCUUCCUGUAGCCAACCAGUCAAAGACAUGGCGCAGCUGAGCGAGGUGCAUCCUGGAAAUUACGUCUUUUAUGAUGUGCAGCAGUCGCUGAUUGGUUCAUGCAGCUUGGAGGAUGUGGCCGUCCGGGUUCUGACCAGAGUGAUUGGUCACUGUCCACACAGGAACCAACUCCUGAUUGACUGCGGGUGGACUGGACUCAGUCUGGAUGGAGCUGGAAAACUUCCCACUGGAUAUGCUGUGAUUGAAGGGCAUCCAGACCUCAAGUUAACCUCUAUGACCCAGGAGCAUGGGAGAGUGGAGCCCAUCUUAGGAUCACUGGACCACAGCAAAUUUCCGCUGGGCACUCUGCUCACAUUGAUUCCCUAUCACUCUUGUGCAACAGCGAUGAUGCAUCCUGUUUACCAUGUGCACUCAAAAGGCCGACUGGUGGGAAAGUGGAUUCCAACUCGGGGAUGGUGAACUGUUGUCUUUGAUCCUGACUUCUGGGUCAUGUGAUGGUGCUACUCAAGUCACCUGUAGUCACAAGUAGGGAAGACUGUGGCUACAGAAUGUUUAGUCUACAUUUCAUCUCUGUCGCUGUGGCAACAGGAGCAAAUCAAUAGUAAAGUUUCAUUCCAAUUGUAUAGUGCAGCUGUAUUACAUCUAAAUUAAAUAACAGAUAAUACUUAUACUACUACAGUAUAAAUUCAGUAAUCAAAAAGCACACUUAUCAAUGUUAUACAAUAGUGUACCUGCAUGAAUGAAAAUAAAUGAAUAAGACAG